Suillus paluster is the source of this 798-nucleotide messenger RNA. RefSeq lists its product as uncharacterized. The record is from RefSeq and is a predicted model, not a curated record. NCBI's taxonomy places the organism in Eukaryota, Fungi, Basidiomycota, Agaricomycetes, Boletales, Suillaceae. The coding region runs from base 201 to 650 and encodes 149 amino acids. The transcript has 2 exons.
CGACAAGAAAGAAUCCGACGAAGGGAAGUGGGUCUUCUCGGAGCCUGCUUAGUGGUUCGUCGGUCAGCUGUCGAAAGGAUGUAAGACUACUGUCGCAGAGAUUAGGCGUGUAUGGCGUACGAGUUUGAAAGUGCGAGCUAUGUCUGUUCGUCGAACGUAACAUUCAACUGUUACAAUAUAUUGUGCUGCAGCAAUUUUGUAUGAGUGCACUCUGUGAGAGACCGCGAAAGGUCAUCGUCGCGUAUCAGCGCUCAGCAUCCACCGUGUUUGCGCUGGAGGUACGUACCGUACGACACACAUUUGCUGAAGAUCGCCAAGGCCUUCGAUCGGGUUGCUGUCUGUUGUUGUCUGCGUGUCGUCUCUCGAGCAGUAUACUUGCUGUGCUGCUGUCACAGAUGUUAAUGACUGCUACGUUGGCUCUACUGCUACACUGCUUCUACCAGCAAUGUCACAUAGUGCCUCAUUAUGUCGUCAAUCUAUCCCUAGGUGGGGGUGUCAUCGAGAGAAAACAAUCAUUCGACGAUAGGUUGUUCGACUCGAUGCAAUCACGACGGUGCUGUAUAAAAAUCGUUCCUCAAUGCGUCGGUGGAGGUUGGGGGUGCCUCAAGCAGUGGUCAGGUGGAAUCUGGAUCAGCUUAUCAGAACCAUGACGGACUGAUGGAUAGGGACAUCAGUAGGGGUUUCACCAACUGAGCAGAUUGAUGACAGACUGGCAGGCUAGGCUUGAACUUAAGAUGGUAGCAAAUUAGCACAACCGCGACGAGAUGAGUUGAUGAUGUUAGAUUAUUAGUUACAGAC